This is a messenger RNA of Geosmithia morbida, 378 nucleotides long. RefSeq names its product Protein of unknown function (DUF2423). Bases 1 to 378 code for a protein of 125 amino acids. The record is from RefSeq and is a predicted model, not a curated record. Gene Ontology annotation, cellular component: preribosome, large subunit precursor. NCBI's taxonomy places the organism in Eukaryota, Fungi, Ascomycota, Sordariomycetes, Hypocreales, Bionectriaceae. The transcript has 3 exons.
AUGGCCAGGAGUUCGAGAUCUAGCGCCGUUAAGGCCAACAACCAGCGCCUUGCUGCCGGUGUUUUCGGUCCCAUCGAGGCCGCGCGAGCUGAGCGACUGUCUGCGCGCCUGCUCGAGGUGGCCAGGCAGCCCAAGCCUCAAUCCUCGGAUACCAACAUGGGCGAGACCAACGAUGCCGACAAGGCAAAGGAUAGCCAGGACAAGUCCAAGACUGGCGACGACGCCGUCAUGGACCUGGACUCGUCAUAUAAGCCUGCCAAAUCCUCUGUGGGAAGGAAGCGCAUCGAGAAGAGGCGGAAGAAGACGGCCGGUAUCGUCUUUCCCAAGUAUGGAGACAUGAUCGCCAAAAAGAAGAAGGCGGCGACCAAAACCAAAUAA